Molecule: messenger RNA, 1541 nt
Organism: Ambispora leptoticha
Lineage: Eukaryota; Fungi; Glomeromycota; Glomeromycetes; Archaeosporales; Ambisporaceae
Source: the annotation of a GenBank genome assembly
GGAAUGAAGUUCCCGAAGAAGAGGAGCGAGCGGCCUUGUUACAUAUAGCACGAGAAUAUAUUAAGCAAAAUAAAGUUGGCAUAGUCACGCGAAAGAAACUAAAACAACUGGUGACGAGUCUCCAAGUUGCGAAAACGCAAGAAAAUAAUUCGGAAAAUGACGAAGACAGCUUCGAUAUUGAUUAUGAUAAGUUCUUUACUGUGAUUAGUUCUUUUGACAUGCCGCGGAUAGAAUAUGAACCAUCUAUCAAGAAUUUUAAGAGCGUUGAGAAACCCCCACAAUUUAUUGGCGAUGAGACCAGCCGCUCUACUCUCUUCAAAGGACGUUACAAUCUCCUAGUUCAAAGAUUAUUGAGAAACGAGUUAUUUUCACCAGUUCGCUUCGAUAAUACGGAUUCUGCAAAAUUUCAUCUAACAAGCAUUAAAGAUCUACGUGGUAGAACGCAAAAGGAAUUCCUUUUAUUUGGAAUGUUAACAAAAACAAACGAAGGAAAAUACUACUUGGAAGAUGCAGAUGAUAGAAUCGAGCUGGAUUUCUCGGAAAUAAGUGCACCAUCUAGUAUAUGUACAUCAUACUGUUUUCAAUUAGUAAAUGGGACAUACAAUGAAGAAACAGAAAUAUUUCAUGCGUUGUAUAUCGGGAAUCCACCAGUUGAGAAAAGGUCAGAGACAAGAAAUGCUUACGGAAAUGUUGAUUUUUUGGGUAUCCAGAAACAAACCACAAAUGAGUCAUUGUUAAUGCUAUAUCAAGAGAAAUGGCAGCAUAUCAUGUUUGUCGUUGUCUCGGAUGUCUGGCUUGACGAAGAACAGACUUUAGAGAAACUUCGAAAAAUGUUUAAAGAGUAUCACAAGAACGGGAUGACCCCAUUCGCAUUUAUUUUCAUUGGAAAUUUCUCAUACGAGCCAUUUAAACUUUGUAUUGGGCGGAGUCGACGAUAUACCGAAAUGUUUAGUGCACUAGGAGAACUAAUUUCAGAAUUCGAAAAUAUCGCAAAUCAUUCACACUUCAUCUUUGUUCCUGGGCCUUGCGAUCCUUACGUGGGCGGGGCUCUGCCUUACAUGCCGAUACCCGAGCGAUAUACGUCAAGGUUUAAAGAAUAUGUUAAAAAGGCAGUGUUUACGUCAAAUCCAUGCAGAAUACAGUUUUUGACACAAGAAAUAUUGAUAUAUCGAGAAGAUGUAAUAGAUAAAUUUCAUCGCAACCUGUUAUUGAGAAACUCAAAUAAUGACCCGGAUUGUUAUUAUCAAGAGGUUAUUAAAUCAAUAAUUGAUCAAAGUCACAUAAGUCCAUUCAAACUUAGUGUUCGCCCAGUAUACUGGGAAUUCGAUCACGCGUUACGAAUAUACCCCUUACCAAAUGCAGUAAGUAAACGUGUCUUCCCUUCUUUCCUCAACGUAAGGUUCAUAAUGGCAGACCACUUUCCACAAUACGCAUUCGAUUAUACCGAAUGUCAUACGUUCAACCCGGGAAGCUUUAAUCAAGGCGCUAAGGUUCAGUGGAUGCAUUAUUAUCCCGCGCGAAACCAUUCGGAACAUUGGUAA